Messenger RNA from Anisakis simplex (herring worm), 501 nucleotides. Lineage: Eukaryota; Metazoa; Nematoda; Chromadorea; Rhabditida; Anisakidae. The record is from the annotation of a GenBank genome assembly.
AUGGUGGAAUUGAGCGAGUUUGUUGAUGAGAUAUUGCCGGGAACGUUGCUUCUUUAUAAUUCGACCGUGAACGAAGUGGUUGAGAAUGCGAUCGAAACUUUGAUUUGUGUGACCAAGAGUCUCGAUCAAAAGCAGCAAAUCAGCGCCAUUUUAACACUGAGACAAUCACUGAAUUCACUUGAAACGCAUGCAAACGGCAGCAGUAUACCGGGCAUGUUGCAUCCGAAGGGACUUCAACCUCUACUACCAAUCCUUCGUGAAGGGAUCUUAUCGGGAGGUGUCGAGAUGAAAGAAAUCGCUGGUGAAACGUUGGGCAGUGUUGUGUCGAUGAGUUCGGCGGUCUCGCUGAAAUCGCAUGUGGUCAACGUGACUGGUCCGUUGAUACGUGUGCUUGGCGAUCGUUAUCCUCCAUCCGUUAAACUUUCGAUAUUGUGGACAUUGGCACAGCUCCUUGAUAAGGUUUUUUUUGAGAGAAUUUCAUUUUCAUUAUUAUUGUUGUGA